Aethalodelphis obliquidens (Pacific white-sided dolphin) is the source of this 3370-nucleotide messenger RNA. RefSeq names its product REC8 meiotic recombination protein (gene REC8). Lineage: Eukaryota; Metazoa; Chordata; Mammalia; Artiodactyla; Delphinidae. The record is from RefSeq and is a predicted model, not a curated record. Gene Ontology annotation, biological process: meiotic sister chromatid cohesion; double-strand break repair. The transcript has 19 exons. Gene Ontology annotation, molecular function: chromatin binding; protein binding. Bases 1477 to 3240 code for a protein of 587 amino acids. Gene Ontology annotation, cellular component: meiotic cohesin complex.
AAAUAUCGCUGCAGUCUAUGUCUGAGAAUGUUUUGCCUAGUUCUCUUCCAGGAGUUUUAUGGUGUCAUGUCUUAUUUAAGUCUUUAAGCCAUUUUGAAUUUAUUUUUGUGUAUGGUGUGAAGAGCUGAGUCUUAAUAAAGAGGCAGAAGCAUGCCCUGGAGUCAAGACUGGGAAGGAUAUUCUAGGCCAAAGAAAUGGCUGUGCGAAGGCAGGAGGCAUGGGGAAUGGGAUAUUUGUAACUACAACCAUACAACUUAUAUUACACAAAGAAUUUUUGAGACAAAACAGCUUUUGUACGCCGAGAAGUAUGCCCUGCAUCCAGCAAAACUGAAGUCUCAGCCAGGAAAACAUUCACAACAGCCAGGUGAGGAAUGCCACAACCUAAACUGUUCAGAUUUAGGAAAUGACCCGGCCCGUGCCCUCGCUGCUUCCUGUGAGGUCUUUCUUCCCCAACGACCUGGGGCGGCUCCAAGGCCACCUCAUACCCGUUUCUACCUCCCUAGCUCACCAUAGCCCCUAGGCUGGGAACAAAGGCGGACCAACCAAUUGCUACUCGGUGGGAUUUGGGGGAAAAGGCAAGGUCUAACCGCAGGUCAGGCGCCCCAAACAGGGCGUGGCGGUUGCCCUUGGCAUGCUGCAACCUCCCCGGUAGUUGAAGCACCCUUGUUACCACGCUCGCUGCAGGCGAGGCUGGGGUCUGCUCCCCGCUCAUUGGUCCGCAGAGAAGCACCUCUGAGGAACCCCUGUUGCCCAGGCGAGGACGAGAGCCCAUUGGUCGGGACACCUCACAAUGCCCCCCCCGCCCCCCACCCCCCACCCCCGCGCGUGCAGGGUUCUUCCCAUUGGUUCGCUGCCUGCCUCGGGAGCCCCCUGUGGCCUCCAACCAGGCAGCCUACUUGGCGCCCUGCAGCCAGUGCCCCCAAGCUGACCCUGCUCCCCAUUGGCUGCUUUGGGGGCCGCCGCCAUCUAAUGAGGAGGGAGGCGCAGAGUACCAGAGCACGCGCUCCCUGCGGCGGGAUCUAGCCCUGCAGCCUCGGGACCGGGCAGGGGCCGAAGCUGUGCAAAGGCCGAGAGACCGGCUUCUCUACGGAGGACACCCGUUCUCCCUCCGGACCUGGUCUGGGUCGCAACUCGGGCUUCCCGUCGCGGAGCUGUGCAUCUCCAAGUCUGCAACCCAAGCCGCGAGGCUCCAGUAAGUACGAAGCACCCACGCAGCGUGCGAACCAGCUCAGGGCGCACGGAGAGAGUGUCCCUGCUCCUGUGUAUCCAGUGUGCGUCUCCAUUUACUUAUCCCCUUAAUCGUUUAUCCACCCAUCGUUUAUCGGUUCGUUUAUUUGGCAUUCUGGGUGCACUUGCUGCGCUGCUUGUCCACAUCCUUCUCUCCGACGGGUGUUGGGAAAUCCUGUGCCCUGAAGAAUUCGGACUGAGAUCCGAACGGAAGAGUGGUGUAGACGAGGGUGCAACCCCGGAGCGACCAUGUUCUACUAUCCCAGCGUGCUUCAGCGCCACACCGGCUGCUUCGCCACCAUCUGGCUGGCGGCAACGCGCGGCACCCGGUUGGUGAAGCGUGAAUACCUGAAGGUGAACGUGGUGAAGACCUGCGAGGAAAUCCUCAAUUACGUGCUGGUACGAGUCCAGCCCCCGCUGCCAGGCCUGCCGCGGCCCCGCUUCUCCCUUUAUCUCUCAGCCCAGCUCCAGAUCGGCGUCAUUCGGGUCUACUCUCAACAAUGCCAGUACCUUGUAGAGGACAUCCAGCACAUCCUGGAGCGCCUGCACCGGGCCCAGCUGCGGAUCCGCAUUGAUAUGGUGGAGACUGAACUACCCAGCCUGCUGCUGCCUAAUCACCUGGUCAGGAUGGAGGCUCUGGAAGAUGCUCCAGACCCCUUUUUUGGGAUGAUGUCUGUGGAGCCCAUACUGCCCAGUCCCUUCAAAAUCCCUCAGAUUCAACACCUCCUAGAGGCUGUGACCCCAGAGAGAGUUCUUGAAGAGAUCCCUCCUGAAGUUCCUAUAGAGCCAGAAAGGAUUCUGGUCACUGCACCGUCUCCCGAGGCCAUCACGCUCCUGGAGGUGGAGCCCAUACGUAUGCUAAAGAUUGAGGGUGAACGGGACCUCCCAGAGAUCAGCCGCCGAGACUUGGACCUGCUGAUCGCAGAGGAGGAGGAAGCCAUCUUGUUAGAGGAACGUCGGCUAGGCAGGUCCAUGUGGCCGCGUAGGGCCCGCCCGAUGCUGGAUGAGUACGAAGAGGAGCUCCGGGCCCCAGAGAGGGAGGUCACAAUCCCCCCGCCCUCACCUCUAGCUCUUCCAGAGGUGGAGGAGGCUGCAGAGCCACUUCCGCUGAAGCCACCAGCCUGGGAGCCUGAGGCCCUACUUCCUGAGGUAACCCCCCCGCUGGAGCUGCGUCUGCCAGCCCCACCCAGCCCAGAGCGGAGGAGGCCCCCAGUCUCCCCACCUCCCAGGGUCCCACCUGCCCGCCGCCGCCGCUUAUUAUUCUGGGACCGGGAGACCCAGAUACCCCGGAAAGAAUUCCUGGAACAAAUGCAAACCAGAGCCCACUGCCGGGAGUGUCCAAUGGUGCAGCCUCCUGAGAGGAUGAUCACGAGCCCUGCAGAGCUGUUCCGAACCCCGACUCACUCUGGCCGGCUACCCCAAGAACUGCUGGCUUUCUGGACCCACUGUGCCCAGCCACUCCCACUAGCACUCAGGAGAAGGCCACCCCUGGCGCCUGAGGAAGAGGAAGCUGAGAGGGAGGCGGCAGCUGAGGAGGAAAGGAGAAAGGCUGAAACUCCAAGCGAUAUCGAGGUCCUGAGGGAGGCCCUGGAGCCCAGUGUGCCCCUCAUGCUGCCUUCAGAGAUCUCCCUAGAAGCGGCUGAGGAGGAGAAGGCCCGCAUCAGCCUCGUGCCCCCGGAAGAACGGUGGGUCUGGGCUGAGGAGCCAGAAGCCCCUGCAUUGCCCGUGGUGCCUGAGCUCCCUGAGGUGCCUGUGGAGAUGCCUGUGGAGCUGCCCCCAGAGCCUGAGCCGCUCUCGCUGGAGGCUGUGCACAGGGCAGUGGCACGGGAGCUGCAGGCCAAGAGGGAGCCUGACUUCAGCAGCCUGGUGCCACCUCUCAGUCCCCGUAAGGUGGCCGCCCGGGUCUUCUACCUGCUCCUGGUGCUUGCUGCACAGCAGAUCCUUUGUGUGAAACAAGAGGAGCCAUAUGGGCGCCUCCUGAUCCAGCCAGGGCCCCGAUUCCACUGCGGUUAGAGCCAAUUUACAAAGCUGCCAGGGAACCAGCUAUGGUAAACGGUGUCCUGCCUCACUUCUGAACACGGGUCUCUAUCCUUCCUGCUCCCAGCGCUACUGUUCAAGAAGAAAAUAAACUGCCUUUAUUACA